AUGGGUUCCACAACCACAAAACUCCUUCCAUUUUUGUUUCUUGUGGUAUUGCUCAUUUUUUCUACUGUUAUCAGUGCAUGUGAUGACAAUUGCCAAAAGUCUAAAUCAAAGCAUAAAGACAAACAUAAACACAAAUCUCCACCGCCACCGCCACCGCCUCGGAAGCCCAAAUCUCCUUCACCGCCUUCUAAACCUAAAUGUCACUCGCCACCUCCUCCGCCACCUCCUAAACCUAAAUGUCACUUGCCAUCUCCCCCGCCACCUCCUCAACCCGAAAACCCUCCUCCGCCACCUUCUCCGCCACCUCCGCAACCUGAAAACCCUCCCCCGUCACCUUCUCCGCCACCUCCUCAACCCAAAAAUACUCCCCCGCCACCUUCUCCACCACCUCCUCAACCCGAAAAUCCUCCCCCGCCACCUUCUCCUCCACCUCCUCAACCCGAAAAUCCUCCACCGCCUCCUCCAUUAAUAUCGCCGCCACCUGCUGAGCCGGAAAGCCCUCCCCCGCCCCAACCGUCUCCGCCACCUCCUCCGGCUCCCACGCGAUUCUGCCCGAGAGCUGACCUGGACUUUACACCAUGCGCUCCUUUGUUAGGUAUUGGGUUAAACAACGGUUCUACCGAUGUUCAUUCGGAAUGCUGCCCUCUUUUUCAGGGCCUCACUUUUAACCCUGAUAUCAUCAACUGCAUCUGCCAUGCCCUUAAUACCUUGGGUUACCGCCCUGAUAACAACACAGUUCUCAUGACGGUAACUCCACUUAUGACUGAGUGCAACCUCGGCACCGGAACUUUCGUUGUCAAUGUCCAAAACUGUUACCAAGUUGCCUAGUUUGCUCUUUUUGUUCAUCGCGUCUCCAAAUCUUCUUCAAGAUCUCUUUUUUCUUCUCCAAUUUGUAUUAUUCAUUCCACACGUAUGUUUUGUGUUAAAAUUCAUCUGUAAUAUUUCGUGUUACUCGACGUUUGUAUCAACUACCCUACAAAUAUAUGGAAGUGAUUUUCGUUUUGCU
Oldenlandia corymbosa var. corymbosa is the source of this 1006-nucleotide messenger RNA. NCBI's taxonomy places the organism in Eukaryota, Viridiplantae, Streptophyta, Magnoliopsida, Gentianales, Rubiaceae. The record is from the annotation of a GenBank genome assembly.